Messenger RNA from Pristis pectinata (smalltooth sawfish), 2916 nucleotides. It is a transcript of the gene tox2, whose product is annotated as TOX high mobility group box family member 2. The coding region runs from base 335 to 1909 and encodes 524 amino acids. Lineage: Eukaryota; Metazoa; Chordata; Chondrichthyes; Rhinopristiformes; Pristidae. Gene Ontology annotation, molecular function: chromatin DNA binding. Gene Ontology annotation, cellular component: nucleus. The record is from RefSeq and is a predicted model, not a curated record. The transcript is spliced from 9 exons. Gene Ontology annotation, biological process: regulation of transcription by RNA polymerase II.
GACACAGGAAUCCAGAAAGAAAAUCUCAUCAGCAUUUUGUUGCAACAGUUUCUUGCUGAGCUUGUGUGCUCUGAGACUUUAUUUUGUGCCACUUUCCUCAGCCCAUAAUGGCAAGGCUGUUCAAAGUGUGCAUCUGUGUCUUGCAAGAAGGCUGAACUAUUGCAGACCACAAACGGAUAUGAGACAAGGAUGCAUUGAAUCUCACCCCAUUCUCUCUUUUUGUUCCAUUCAACAAUAGAGACAGAGAGAGAGAGAGAGACUGAACGAGGAAGGAAGAGUGAGAAUUAUAAUCAAAAAUCUGCUCCCAUGCACUUGGUGUUGUGGCCACUAAAAGAUGGAUGUGAGAUUUUAUCCCUCAGCCCCAACCACGGUGGGCGCCUUAGCUGCCGAUCCGACCUGCCUGGGUACUGCCUCUUGCCUGGAACAUUAUUACUCCAAUAAGUUUGAUGGGGACAACAUGUACAUGAGUCUGACUGAUGCCAACCAGGACUACCUGCCAGCCAAUCAGACCUUCUCAGGCCAGGGUCUGGGCGAUGAAGACUACGAGAUUCCACCCAUUACUCCUCCCAAUCUCGGAGACCCGUCCUUUCUUCACCUGAUGGAUCCACACGGAGGCUACCAUUCACUCUGCCACUCUGCUCCAGCCAACGGUCUCCUCCCUCAGUACCCCUACCAGGGCAUGGACCUCCCUGCGAUCAUGGUGUCCAACAUGCUGAGCCAGGAUGGUCAUCUGCUCUCAAGCCAGCUACCAAUGCAGAUGCAUGGAGUGGGCCAUCCCGAAGGUCCUCAGUACGAUUCCGAACCCCAGCGCCCAAUGGUCAGUCGGUCAGGAAUGCUGCCGCCCAGUCACAUGCCUGUCAUUAGCCAUUCACAACUGAAUGCUCAGGUCGGCCUGAAUGUGGGUCGAAGCGCUCACCCGCACGGCUCACCUUCACCCCCUGGAAGCAAGUCAGCCACCCCCUCGCCCUCCAGCUCAGCGCACGAAGAGGAGGCUGAUGCCCUCUCCAAGAUCAGCGGGGAGAAGAGGCCAUCAGUGGACAUCGGCAAGAAGACCAAGGCACAGAAGAAGAAGAAGAAGAAGGAUCCCAAUGAGCCUCAGAAGCCGGUGUCCGCCUACGCCCUCUUCUUCCGAGACACGCAAGCUGCCAUCAAAGGACAGAAUCCCAACGCAACCUUCGGGGACGUUUCCAAAAUUGUGGCCUCGAUGUGGGAUGGACUCGGAGAGGAGCAGAAGCAGGCCUACAAGAAGAAGACUGAGGCGGCCAAGAAGGAGUAUCUAAAAGCCCUGGCGGCCUACAGAGCCAGCUUAGUGUCCAAGAGCUACAGCGACCCAGUGGAAUCCAAGGGCGGACAACCAUCCCAGCAGCCACACCUGCUGCCCACCAAGCAGCCCCUGUACAGCCUGAGCCCCCAGACCUCUACAGGCUACAUUGGGCCCAACUCCUUCCUCCCUCCGUCAGAGCUACAAACGUACUCGGGACCGGCCCACCACAGCCUCUCGCGGACCCUCAGCUCCAAGACGGUGAUGUCACAGAUGCCCCUGAGUGGGUCACCACCACCCUCGCUACAGAUAAGCCCCCCACUGCACCAGCAACUGUCCCUCCAGCAGCACCACCAGCAGGCCGCCAUGCUCAACCAACCCAUCAUGCAACAGGUGCCCAGCCAGCCAAUUAUCUCCCACCAGAUGCCACUGCAGGUCCAAUCACAGCUGCACUCCCCUGCGGGGCAACAGGGGUACUCUCACAUGCCAUCGGAAUUCCAGAGCACGGUGGGUGCGCAGUCUCCUGGUUCCAGUGUCUCGAACCCUCCCGUACAAAGCAGCGAUUGGGAUAGUGAAUACUGUAACAGUGAGUGCAUCAUCAGUCACUGCAGCAUGUUACCGAGGGACAAGCCACUCUACCUCACCUGAGCUCACGACCGUCAACUUUACUUGGACUUCACCAAGGGAGUCACCUGUCACGGAUGCCCCACUUGUUGGUAACAUUGAGGAUGUUACAGCCAAGCACUUGAAGUCAAGCAGCCCUCACAAGCCUGGGGCUCUCUCACCUUUUGAAGGAUUCCAACCCCAUACCUUUGCAAAACAAAAGUAUUAAAAUAAAAACUGGGUGACAAUCUAACUCUGUCCUACAGUGGAAACAUUUUCUUUGCCCCAAGGUUAGAUCUCAACUGCUACUAUCGUGAGCUGGUUUUGUGGUUAAUUCCAGAGCCUCGGCCCAGAGCUUGUGCACUUACUAUGUAAUGAUUAUUUCCCCUCUCUGCUGGACAGCACCAGACUGUAGAGACAGGCUGAGUACAUGGUCCACAUUGGAACCGUGACUACUGGAUAUGAUCGAGGCCUUUUCCUAUUCCGACCACUUGAAUAAUGACAGGUUCAGCCGGCAAAGACAUUAAACUUUUCAAUGUGAAGCAGUCCGUGAAGAAAGCGUAUAUUUAGGAUAUUGUUUUCUGUAGUUUUACUAAAUGUUUUAGAAGUGUUGACAAUUCCAGAAGCUUUAUGUGUUGGAGACUUAUUCUGUGAUUUACUUUAUAGAGAAGAGAGUAUUUUUUUUGUAUCUGAUUUUACUGGAUCUCCUUGUUGGGUAACUGUUUAGAGAGGAGGGUGCGUUUGUGUAUAAAAUGCCAAAUGUGUUUGUUUUGUUAAACAUCAGUGACCAGGGUCUUUUAUAAACAUCUUCCAUAGCUUUUAAUAUUCAUUUGCUGCCAAUGCCCAAUUAUUUAAUUGUUUUUGAUUGAUGCUGCCUGGCCUAUUUAAAGAAACAAAUUCAUCUGUAAGCCAUGUUUUUAUUGAGUUGCUGAGCUCUCCAAAAUUGUGCUGCCGUUUCUCUGUUUGGUUUAACACCAGCUGUCAGACCUUGUGUUAAAAUGCUUCCUGUCCUGCAUUUCUUUCUCCCAUCAGUAAAUAAAGAAGUAAUUUUA